Monopterus albus (swamp eel) is the source of this 2330-nucleotide messenger RNA. Its product is annotated as non-syndromic hearing impairment protein 5-like. The record is from RefSeq and is a predicted model, not a curated record. The transcript has 10 exons. Gene Ontology annotation, cellular component: cytoplasm. NCBI's taxonomy places the organism in Eukaryota, Metazoa, Chordata, Actinopteri, Synbranchiformes, Synbranchidae. The coding region runs from base 362 to 1801 and encodes 479 amino acids. Gene Ontology annotation, biological process: programmed cell death.
AGCCAAACACAAAUGCCAGAGCUCAUAUGAUCAUAAUUAAGUGCGCAGUGAGAGUGGGAGGAGGACGCGCUGUUUAUCCUGUGAAGUGUAUAACGGUCACUCCUUCUCCCACCACUCAGCCACUGAUCGGCCAGUGUUGCGCUCCUCCUCGCUCUGUUUACAGCCUGUAUUAGUAUUGUAAGAACACAGGACAAAAUCAAGGGGACUUUUUAAGGACAACUUUACGCACUUUUACGCACGGAAACAUCGGUGACUCUUCAGGAGUGACCGCCGGACUGAGAAGAGAGCGGAACCUAUACGCCGGAAAGGCAACUUGUAGACCUGCUUUUUGAGCAUAUUUGAAUCUUCAUCCACUGAAGUCAUGUUUUCCAAGGCUACUGCAAACUUCAUCCAUCAGAUUGACCCUGAAGGAAGCCUCAUCCACGUGUCCCGGGUAAAUGACUCACAGAAGCUGGUUCCAAUGGCACUCGUCAUCAAACGCAACCGCAUGUGGUUCUGGCAGAAGCCCAAGUACAAACCAACAGAUUUCACCCUCGGUGAUUUGUUGUUGGGCGACGAGGUGCUCUGUCCUGAAGUGAGGGAGACAGAAUUCCUGACCUACGAGGGGACGUUUGGAGACAAACUCUCUGGGAAGCUGGACACCCAGGCUGGCUCUGUCAGUGUCAAACUGGGGGGCCAGGGCACUUCCAAGCUCCAGUCAUGUUUUGGCAAGCUGAAGAAAGAGGAAGUGGAUGUGAAGAAGCUGUUACGAGACUCCGGUGACAGGAAGGUGGACAUGCAGCACACGCUGGUGCAACAGCUGGAGAAGAGGGCUGAUGUGCUGGCGGUGGUGAAGGAGAGGAUCCUCACCACCAUUCCCUGCUCCAUCACACAGACAAAAAAGGAGCAGUGCACCAUUCAGGGUGUGCUUGGGCUGAUGGGCAAGUUGGGGAGCUCUGUUAAGGUGUGUGUGAAGGACAGCAGCAACAUUGAGAUGGACAGUGAUGUUUCUUUGGAGAUUUCUUCUGGUACAGUCAUUGCUUACAGCGUCCUGGAGCUGGAGAUCAAACGAAAUGGACACUAUGAUAUAUGUCUUCAACCUGACACAGCCGGAGGCUUUGAGGCCGACUUCGCUGUAACAUCCUUGCCUUCCCAGAAUUUUUUGGAUGCAGUGGAUGGAGAACAGGAGAACAUCUCCUGGUCUCUUACAGGAGAACAGGAGAUGGCCCUGUCUCCGCUGGCAAAGCUCCCUCAAUCAACUAAAUGUGGCUUGAUCAAGAGCCUCCAAGAAACAAUGAGAGACAGAACUGCUCUGUCAUAUCUGCAGUGUGUGCUGGAGGAGUUGUGUUGUGGUGAAAAACACAAUCCGGACAAGCAAGAGGAGUUGUCUGAGAGUCAGAGAACAUUAGUGUCAGCCAUAAUGACCCAGCUCACCAAAGGCAGUUACUGUGAGAAUAGCCACCCUGCCAGCUGUCCACACCUGAAUGCAGCUCACCUGUUGGUCAGUGCCAUGGAGGAGUUGCCUGAUGAAACCCUGAGCCUCCUGAGUGUGAGCUGUUCAGAUUUUCUGCAAGCCUUUGACACACUGAUGUGCAGGUUAAAAGAGAGCAAGAAGCCUCUGUCUAUCCAGCAUCUUCCCAUCCCACUGCAGGACAACCAGGCCUUCCAACAGGCAGAACAGCUGUUUAGCUCCAACAGUGUGACACUGAAGAGAGACACCAACACGCUGUGGAUUGAUACAGGAUGUAAAGCAGGAGUUCUGCCUUUGCUGCUGCGCCUCAGUGUACAUGGAUUGUCCUUGCUGUGCAAUGGGCUGAAGUAGAAGUUGAAUCUGCACUUUUGUCUUUUUUAUAGACUAUGUUUGGUCUAUUUUUUCUUUUUACUGUACUAUAAUCUGAUGCUAUUAUGGUACAGUAAGUAUCUUUUGCAUCAAUAAUAAAAAGUUUAAGAUAUUGUUUUAUAUUGUUAUAUGCAUAUGAGAAGAGCUAUUAUUUUUAACUUAAAAGAAACACUUAAUUUCUCUGAAAUUGAUACUGUUGUUAUUAUUUUGCAUAAAUUCUGUUUCACUGCUUACAUUUAAUCAUUUUACACUAUUCGUUAUCAGUAGGCUGAGGAAGCUCAGUGAUCCUACAACCAGCAAUUAAGCUGAAAAAGAGAAAUUUAAAUUAUAUAGUUCAAGAAUUGUUUACAUGUCAGACUUCCAGUUUAAAAAAAAUGUAAAAAAUUUGAUGUAUGCCAAAUGUACAUUAAAUGACUGCUGCUCCUUAUAAUCCAUCAGUCCAUUAUCUACACCGCUUAUCCUGAAGAGGGUCACGGGGGGCUGGAGCCAAUCCUGGCUGACACUGGGUGAG